AUGCCCGCGGAUCGGUCGCGGCCGAUGCGCGUGUAUCCCGCCGCAAAGGUUCUCCAAGUGCCCAAACGUAAUAAUAGUAAACCAACCCGAAUCCUUAUGACGGCGUUCCCAUAUAGAGAACAAAACGCAGGAAAACGUCACGAACGCAAUAAGUGGACUUCUAAUGAGCAUUCUUUUGACGACGCCGCUAUUCGGUCGAGCCCGAACGGUCGACGGCGAGUAGCGGCGGUCGUGGCAACAGUGGGUGCCGAGCGAUGCGCGGCCGAUGUUGCUUCCCGACCAGACGUACGAGGCGGCCGAGAGCGGAGUUUCGGCGCUCCCGCUGCUUUUGCGGACCCACCGUGUACCCCCCGACUUCUUCUGCGCAGGAAAUAUGAAAGUGCGGGGGACUUUGGAGCGGGACGGCGCGAGCGAGCGGCGCGCACGGCGCAGUGCACUGGUGGAGACGCUCGAAGGAAGUCGCUCGAUUGCGCGGGCGCCGGUGACAGUGUUAGAGCGGGCGGCGAGUGUGAUGCGAGCGCGCCGCCCGCCAUGGCCACGCUCGGCCUUUCCAAAGUGUUCAUUCUAGACAAGUACUUCACCGAAUUGCAGAAGUUUUGGGAGACGGAGAAGAAGCUGCAAGAUGCAUCGUCAUCCAACGAGGCGGUGCACCUGCAGCGGCGACUAUUGAGCCUCAGCUCAGAGCUGGUGACGCUCCGCAACCACUUGCACGUUGGUGGCACGUCGAACGGAGCGGCGAGCGGCACGGGCGCUCAGCCGGCGGUGCCGCCUCGCGCUCCGCUACUUCCUCCUCCGCUUCAGACGCAGCAGCCGCCGCCUCCUCCCCCGGAAUCGAGAUGGCGCGGUGCGUCAGGUGCAUCGGCCGCGCCGACCCCGGGCGGGGCGCCGAGCGGUGAUGUCGACGAUCUCAUCCAUUUACGAGGACCCCUCACAGAGGACGCGCUGGUCAGAGCGCUGCAGACGAGAUUCUAUCAAAAUAAAUUUUACACCACUGUGGGGCCGAUCGUGGUGGCUCUGAACGCGUAUAGUGACUCGACGAACGCUUUGACGCCGACGGCGGCGCGGGCGCAGCGGCCCGAGUUGACGCGGCUAGUGCAAGACGCCGUGCGCCAUCAAGCCGACACGGGCUGUCCGCAGGCCAUAAUCCUCUCCGGUGUGUCGGGUUCGGGGAAGACGUACGCGUCGAUGGUAGUGCUGCGGCGACUGUUCGACGCGGCCGGCGGAGGCCCCGAGACCGACGCCUUCAAGCAUCUCGCCGCCGCGUUCACCGUUCUGCGCUCGCUCGGGACGGCGGCCACUCUCGCCAACUCGCACUCCACGAGAAUCGGACACUUCAUCGAGGUGCAAGUGACGGACGGCGCUUUAUACCGCACCAAGAUCCAUUGCUAUUUCCUGGACCAGACGCGCGUGGUGCGACCUCCCGCCGGAGAGAGGAACUACCAUAUCUUCUACCAGAUGCUCGCGGGUCUAUCGAGCGACGAGCGUUCGCAGUUGCACCUCGACAAACAUACAGCGCAAGAUUUCAGGUAUCUGUCCUCCUCGGUGUCUCGUCGGUCCGAAAGCGAGGACGCGGUCCGUUUUCAAGCUUGGAAGAGCUGCUUAGGCGUGCUCGGCAUCCCCUUUCUGGACGUAGUGCGCGUCCUGGCAGCCGUGCUCUUACUCGGUAACGUCACUUUCACCGACGGCGCUGAUGGCAUCGCCGAACCCGGCGGAGAGGCAGAGGUCUCAUCAGCGAGCAACCUUCUGGGCGUAGGUGCGUCGGCGCUGGUGCGAGGCCUCGGCACGCGAGGGGCGCCCCGCGCAGGGAGAGGACAGGUGCGCGCGCCUGCCUCGGCCCCCGCAGCGGCUUCUGCGCGGGAUGCGCUCGCCAAGGCGCUCUACUGCCGAACCGUAGCGACUAUCGUGCGACGGGCAAAUUCCCUAAAGCGGCUCGGUUCCACACUCGGGACGCUCUCUUCGGACUCCAACGAAUCGGUACACCAAGAGGCGGCAUCGCGUCGCGCUUCGACGGCGGGCAGCGGAGCGCGCAGCGGGGCCGGGGCUCGUUCGAUGGCCGCCCUGAAUGACGCGGUGAGACAUGCGACGGACGGUUUCGUUGGUAUUUUGGAUAUGUUCGGAUUCGAGGACGCCGCCCCGAGUCGUCUAGAGCAUCUUUGCGCCAAUCUCUGCGCCGAAACGAUGCAACAUUUUUACAACACACACGUGUUUAAGUCAUCGACGGAGUCGUGCCGGGAGGAGGGCGUGCCCGGCGCCCUCGAGGUGGAGUAUGUCGACAACGUGCCUUGCAUCGACCUCGUCUCGUCGCUGCGAACCGGGCUCCUGGCCGCGCUGGAUGCGGAGUGCGCGGCGAAAGGUUCUCCCGAGCAGUACGUGAGCCGCAUAAAGGCAGCUCACAGAGGACAUCCGCGGUUGGCCGAGCCGCGACCGCCACACCCCCGUCGCUUCGCCGUGCGCCACUACGCGGGAGAAGUAGUAUACGAUACAACUGACUUUCUGGACGCCAACCGUGACUCCGUCCCGGACGACCUUCUCGCCGUUUUCGAUACGAGAGCUUGCGAGUUUGGAUUCGCGACCCAUCUGUUCGGUGCCGAACUAAAGGCCCUGGCCGCGGCGGGCGGCCCUUCUGGCGCUAUGUUCCGCGCGUCCCCGACAGCUGCGGGGGCGUCUUCCGCGACCCCGGCGACCUCGGGUGGAUCCACGCUCACUCAAGACUUCCACACGCGCCUCGACAACCUUUUGCGGACCCUCGUUCACGCUCGACCGCAUUUCGUGCGCUGCUUACGAGCCAAUUCCACGGAGACACCGAUGCUCUUUGACCGAACCACGGUCGCUACGCAGGUUCGAGCUCUGCAAAUCUUGGAGACGGUACAGUUAAUGGCGAACGGGUACCCGCAUCGCAUGCGGUUCCGCGUGUUCAGCGCGCGGUACCGGGCGUUGCGGGCGCGCGACAAGCAGCAAUGCGCGGAGUGGAGCGAGGCGGCGUGCGCGAGCGUCCUCCGCUCCGUCACCGCCCCCGCCGCCCCGGCCUCGGACGCAGCGGUUCGGUGGGCGAUCGGCAAGAGGCACAUCUUCCUCAGCGAAGGAAUGCGACAGGUGUUAGAGAGAAUGCGUCGCGCGCGUCGUCAUGCAGCCGCGCAGUGCAUCCAGAGCGCUUGGCGUCGCCACCGCGCCCGAUCCACGCCUCCACGCCCCCGACCCGCGCCGAUCGCGGGCACCCCACCGCCCCCACCACCGCACGACACAGAGUGCGACCCUGCCAUAGUGAAGAGGACUUGCUCGCUCUUCGGGCUCGAUCUGGAGCGGCCUCCCCCGCUGCCGCCUUCGCGGGCGUACACGGUGUCCAACGGCGUCAAGCUGGGUUACCCGCAGCAGCGCACCGUGGCCGCAGAUUGGGACGAGGCGGGAGUGCGCCUGCGAGCCGGCGACACCGUGCUGGCUCUCGGCGCCGCGCCUCGAGGCCACGUCACAGUUCAGGUGUGCGGGAGGACGGUGCCCGUGCCCCACAGCGUGCUGUCACCCCCGCGGGCCCCGCGUCCCGCCCCGCCGCCUCCGCCGCUGGCCCCCGCCUAG
Leptosia nina is the source of this 3570-nucleotide messenger RNA. The record is from the annotation of a GenBank genome assembly. Lineage: Eukaryota; Metazoa; Arthropoda; Insecta; Lepidoptera; Pieridae.